Molecule: messenger RNA, 8972 nt
Organism: Cyanistes caeruleus (blue tit)
Lineage: Eukaryota; Metazoa; Chordata; Aves; Passeriformes; Paridae
Gene: NR6A1
Product: nuclear receptor subfamily 6 group A member 1
Biological process (GO): regulation of DNA-templated transcription
Molecular function (GO): zinc ion binding; sequence-specific DNA binding; DNA-binding transcription factor activity
Source: RefSeq, a predicted model, not a curated record
UCAUGUAAAAUUGGGAAUGUUCUGGUGAAAAUUAGGAAUGUUUCUUCCCUUAAAGUUUGUGUUUCCUCUAUUCAUCCCUUUAUUUUAAUGUUUUAUAACAGAGAAAUUUGCAGAACAGUGCAAAUGUGCAUGCUGUGCAUAGCAAACCUUAUAGAGAUUAACACAGAUUGGUUCUGGUUUCUACUGGGUUUAAGCUCUGGAGAAAACUGCUUGUGAGUAGGAGCAGCUGGUUUAGAUUUUUACUUGACUUGUGUAACUGAAAACUGGUUUAAUUUCUGCUCCCAAUACAUUUGGCUCAUUCAUUUCUCUUGCAUUCACAUGUGCUUGCAGUAGUAAGAAGCUACACCCUGUUUUGUCAGCUUGCUUGGGCUUUAUUGAGGCUGGAGAAGACUUCACUGUGACUCUUACAUCCUGCUGCUCCAAAAAUCCAUCCUGUAGAUAAAUACCUUUGUCUCAGAAAUCUCCCUGGUCAAAUCUAGAUGAGGAAAGUCAGGCUUGGUGGUGUUGUGCUGCAGUGAGUUUGACCCAGCUCAUCUUCACAAGCCAGUCCCAUCCAAAGGCUGGGGUUUUUCAAGGUUUGUGUCCAAACAGGAGCAGUGGGUGUGGGCAGCACCCCAGGCACGGUGUGGGUUUGUGCUGCUGUGCUGCUGAGCUCCCUGUUGGCUCCCAGUGUGGAUGGUGGGCAUGGGAAGGUGCCAUGCCCUGCUCUGUGCCCAGGCAGCUGCAGGGAGCCAGUGCCACCUCCUGGGUCCCGCCUGGGCCGUGGGUGCUCCUGUCCCCAGUGCCAGGGCAAUGGCACUGUUCUGCCUUUGGGCCAAUGAACACCAGAAGCAGCCUGGUUUAACCAGCAUCCCUAGGAAAGGUGUGAUGGAGUGAGAAGCACCAGAGUGGUUCCUUUCUCAGUGCCUGGCUCAGCCAGGGCAAUCCAGUCAUCCGUUUGACCUUUGGGAAAGCAACCCCAUGGGCAAUACUGGAAUACUGCAGAUUUCUGUGUCCCUGAAUGUAUUUGAAUAGCUUCCACCUUUACAGUGCUGAUCUGUUUGCAACUGUUCGGAUUUUAAUGGGUUAAAACAUGAGGUGGGGGCUGGAGGCAGCUUGGCCUGGCAUGCAGGGGGUUAAACUGUUGAGCUGUGAAACAUCUGCUACAGGAAGAGCUGCUGGUAAAAUAAUGCUUGCUGGCAUUAUUUUAAGCAUAGCUGACUUGGUUGAAUUGAGGUUUAGGCCUCCCUAUGCUGUGUGAGGUGAUGAGAUUCUGGGUUAACUACCUGGGGCUCUUCACCAUCACUUACUUCUUCCUUUCUGUUUGACAUUGCUGUCUGCAGAUCUCACCAAGCCCAGCAUCGUCUCUGCUCUCUCUCUCAAGCAGUGUUAGAGUCUUAAAAUACUGAAUUUAAUGUGACAGCUCCUGUUGAGGAGAGCCCUGCAAUUUGCAUUUUUAGUCAUCCAAAGGCCUUCUGAAGAUUUGGGAAAGGAUCAGUAAAAUCACAUCACUGUGGCUUAUCUGUAUGGUGGUUUCUGUAGUGAUGUUCUCUUGGGUUCUGGGCGGUGGCUCUGCAGCGAGGCUCUUGAAGCCCAGAGGUGCCCCUGGAGUCUGAGCUGUGACAGGAUUUUGCACUCACUGGUGUCUGCCAGGUUUCUCUCUUUGCACACCCAGCUCUGGGCAGCUGAGGCAGGACAUUUUGGAGCCCUUUUCUCCCCACUGGAGUUUGUGUUCCUUUCUGCUAAGAACAGCAGGAAGGUCAAUGGAGGCUGCCAGGGAGAGCCCCAAGGGUCCUGCUUGGCAGUGGGGAAGGGAAGGAUGGAGCUGCCCCUGUGGGAUGGAUCCUCACAGGCUGACAGUGGCUGCCCCUCAGUCAGACCGACCUGGCAGAACCCCCAGGGUCCUUCAAAGCUUUUCCUCUUGCCUUGCAGAUGAGCGGGUGGAUCAGCGAACCUGCCUGAUCUGCGGUGACAGGGCCACGGGGCUGCACUAUGGGAUCAUCUCCUGCGAGGGCUGCAAGGGCUUCUUCAAGAGGAGCAUCUGCAACAAGCGUGUGUACAGAUGCAGCCGGGACAAGAACUGCGUCAUGUCCCGCAAGCAGCGCAACAGGUGCCAGUACUGCCGGCUGCUCAAGUGCCUCCAGAUGGGCAUGAACCGCAAAGCAAUCAGGGAGGAUGGCAUGCCAGGAGGCAGAAACAAAAGCAUUGGACCUGUCCAGAUAUCAGAGGAAGAGAUUGAGAGAAUUAUGUCUGGGCAAGAAUUUGAGGGAGAGGCAAACAUGUCAUGGAGCAACAACGGAGACAGUGACCAUAGUUCCCCUGGAAAUGGAGUUUCUGAGAGCAACCAGCCUUCACCUGUUUCUACUCCAUCUUCAAGUAGGUCUGUGGAGCUGAACGGGUUCGCUGCACUCAGGGAUCAGUACCUGGGCACGCCGGUGUCCACGCACUACCAGUACCUGCCGCACCUUUUUAGCUACUCGGCCCACUCGGCGCUGAUGGCGCCGCAGCCGCGCAGCCUGGACCCGCAGUCGCUCAGCCUCAUCAGCCAGCUGGUGUGUGCCGAGGACCUGGAGCCGCUCGGCACCCCCAUGCUCAUCGAGGACGGGUAUAAAGUGACUCAGGCAGAGCUGUUUGCGUUGCUGUGUCGUCUGGCGGAUGAAUUGCUUUUCAGGCAGAUUGCUUGGAUCAAGAAGCUGCCGUUCUUCUGCGAACUCUCCAUCAAGGACUAUACCUGCCUGCUCAGCUCUACGUGGCAGGAGCUGAUCCUGCUGUCCUCGCUGACUGUUUACAGCAAGCAGAUCUUUGGUGACCUUGCAGAUGUCACCUCCAAGUACUCUCCCUCUGAUGACGAGCUGCACAGAUUCAGUGAAGAGGGGAUGGAGGUGAUGGAGCGGUUGAUCUACCUCUUUCGCAAAUUCAACCAGCUGAAGGUCAGCAACGAGGAGUACGCAUGCAUGAAAGCCAUCAACUUCCUAAACCAAGAUAUCAGGGGUCUGACCAACGCCUCCCAGCUGGAGCAGCUGAAUAAGCGGUACUGGUACGUUUGCCAGGACUUCACGGAGUACAAAUACCCCCACCAGCCAAACCGCUUCCCGGAUUUAAUGAUGUGUUUGCCAGAGAUACGGUAUAUUGCAGGAAAAAUGGUGAAUGUCCCCCUGGAGCAGCUGCCUCUCCUUUUUAAGGCCGUUCUACAUUCCUGCAAGACGAGUGUGAGCAAAGAGUGAGGGCAGCCGGCCCUGGCCGGUGCCUUAUGCUGAGCCUUGGGCCGGGAACCGGCUCACCAUGGGAGAGGGGCAAACGCCAUCCAGGCAGGAGACAGGGCAGUGGGCCUCCCUGCCCUUGUAGCAAGAAUAUUUUUGUUUGUUUUUGUUUUUUUACUCUUUUUCCUAUAUAUUUAUUUCACGACAGAGUUGAAUGUAUGAUCUUCAACACGAUGCACAUGGUUCUGUAAGAAUGCAGCAGAUGCAUUCUCCAGCGGUUUACAGAAUGUGAAGAUGUUUAAUGUUACAGUGUUUGUUAGGGUUAGUUCUUUUGUAUUUGGGGCUGGGGACCGAGAUGACUAAGACUACCUCAAGGAGAAGAUGCUGUUCACGCACUGCUCUUUCCAUGAUUUGCAUCCAAAGCAUUUGUCAUAGAGAGCAAAUGUUGACAGAGCUGUUAGUAUCCCAAAGGGACGACUUUGGAGAAGUGGGUGCUAGAGAAGUGCCAAGCUUUUUCCUUAAUUUUAAAAAGGCAGGGAGUGGAGAAGUCUGUCUAGGCAGUUGGUUUUUUCCCCUGGCAGUUUCCAGAUGCAGGUUUCCAGUGGGAUGGCAGUGCUCUGAAGGGCUCCCCAGCCUCGUCCUGUCUGGGGAGCUGCAGGUGGGGUCUGCCCCAGCCCCCACAGCUGCCCUCUUACUAUUGCCACAACACCUGCCAAUUCCUCUGAAAUUGUGUUCCUGCAGUUCAUAACAGGCUCCUGGCAUUACACAAAGGUGCUGCUGUUGCUAGAGAACGGCAAGGACUUUAUCAUCACUUCCUUAAAAUCCAUUUUAGGUUUACAAAAGCAGGAAAAACCUACUUAGAAAAGAGGCAGGAUUGCCCCUGUUAGUGUGUUCCUCCAACAUGGUACCUGACUCCUGAGGCUUCUGCAUUGCAGCAAUUAUGGGAGCAGUUGAUGUAUCCUAUGUUAAAUGGGGCCUGUGUAGUGGGGUGGGGGACUCCAGUGUCCUCUGGCAUGGCUUUCUGUGCUGGACUCAGGGAAUGGGUGUUCCAUAGUUAUGUCCUGCCAGGACUGCAUAACUGUUCCUUGUGGAAUCCCAGGAAGAACGACAUUACUGCUGUACUUGGUUACCUGCCAUGUUCUAGGUGUUGCAAGGCUUGGAUUUUCCAUCUCGCAGGCUCUCCACAACUCCAGAUGGAGAAUUGGUUUAAUGACAGCUGAUGAGCUGAUUGAGUGAUUGCUAAGUGCUGGUGUUUAGCUAAACCUGGGCAUCCUCAGGAGUGACCUCAUGAUUUCCUGCUCGUGAUAGGGAGGUUGGAUGAGAUGCUCUUGAUCUCAUCUGUUUCAUUAGGAAUUAAUACUCAAAGACUCCGUCACUCUCCUAAACAACCUUGGCUGGAUUUCCUUCCCUGCCUCCUUAGAUGUAAAUCUGGCAUUCACUUAGCAAGGUGGCUCCUCAAUAAGUGUUUCAAUGCUGAUUUAAAAAUAUGUGUGGAAACAACUUUUGUUCCUUCAGGGUAGGAGGGACAAGUCACUACCUUCUUGUCUUUCCCUGGUGACAGCUGCAUGGCACAGAGCAAGCACAGCUCAGUGGGGCUGCAGCUGCUGUGCACGAAUGUGAUGAUGAGCAGGAGAAAAAUCCCAUUCACCAAAGUCGUCUUUUCCUCCCUCCCCAUGCCCAGCAGAUGCUCCCUGGAUUGCAGCCCGAGGGGGGCUGUGACCUGCUGGUGUGGCACAUCCUGGUCGGUGCUGGUGGCCGUGGUCACCCCGUGUGCCAGGGCCCUGCUGCUGCCUCACCACGGGCAUCCCGCUGGGGCAUCUCCCAGCUCAACGGUUUCCCCCUUCUAGAAGUCCAUAGCUGUUAAUUUUUCAUUAUUUAAGCAGGAUGUUACGGGUAACAGCUGCUGGGCACAGCAGUAGCUCAGCUCGAUGGAGCUUCGCACCCAAAGGUGGUUCCAUAAAUCUCAUUUACUUUCUGGCAGUACAAUGAGAGACGUGUAUUCUCAGGAAAGCCUUCUGCAUGCAGCCAAUACCUCACGUGUUCAGGGGAAGAUUUUAGUGUAUCUGUUUGUAAGUUAGAAUGUAUUUGUCAGCUUUUAAUUUUCAAAUAGCUUGAUAUGAUCUUUUUACUACGGGUUAUUUCUGGCUUGCUGAUUUAUACACUCAAGGAAUUGUUAAAAUUGCAUAGGAGUAAUUUUAUUCUACAGUUACUGAAUUAUUAUAAUCUGUUGAUGAAUAAGUGUUUUAAUUAGUGUACAUAAAAGCAGUCAUCUUGUUGCCAGCUAUCCAACAAAAGUAAUCUAUGGUUUUCCAAAAUAGCCUCCCAAAACUAAUGCUGUACCAACAACAACCAAAAACCUAAAUCCAGUUAUGAUGACAAAUAGACAUGAAUGUUCACUUUCUGUUGAAGAAAGCAAGUUUUACAAAGGUUGAUUGGCAGCAGUAUCCAUUCCCAAAUCCACAUUUGCCAUAGGGAGUAGAAAAUCCUUCCUGAACUGACAGGUAAGGAAGCAGCAAACAGACCAGACGGAAUCACCAGACAGUCAUUCCUGAUACCUUCUGCACCAAGUCCUCUAAUGACUUGUAUUUUUUAAACAGGGUAAUGUGAAUGUGUUGCAUUGCAAACUCAGGUAUUAUGAGAAAGUAGGAAUGUAGCUAGAGAUUUAGAGACAUUAGGUAGAUGUAUUUGUGAAUUUGGUUUGAAGGACACCCUGGAAAGGUUGGAAUUUUUGUUCCAUUCUUCACGUAACAUUCAGUUUACAGGCACUCAUAUUUUAUUUGUGCUUAAUGCUACUAGGGGGAAGUUCAUUAUCUUUGGUAUCUAUCUGCUCUUGCUUAUCUGACCUUCUGUCAUAGAGAAAUCAAUCAACAAUAAUAGUCUUUGGUAGAAUCUUCUGCCAUGACAAGUCAAUUUUUAUCCCCGAUUUGAAAGAUAGAUUGGCUGGCUGACCCCCUCUUCUCCUUCAAAACGUCUGUGCAGAUAGAAACCUGAAGAGUUACUUUUAAUCCAAACAGAGAUUUGGGACAUAAAUUUGAAGCGCUCAGGCUCACGUGCUCAGGGGAGGCUGCCGAGGAGCAGCUGGAAGGGGUCCCUGCUCACAUGGCUCAGUCCCAGACCCCUCAACAAAACCUGGGAAGUGAGUGAGUUUUCUUCCCGUUCAUCUCCGACUCCUGCCAAGUGGGCUGAGCCUUGACCCCUCAGUGUGGGUCAGUUGCCAGUCCCUGUUCUGGGCACGUCCAGCCCUGCAAGAGGGCCGGGGGAUGAGCAGCUGGACUUCACACUCCCCGUGUGCACUGGAUGCUGCUCAGCUGGGAGCUGUGCCAGUGCCCUUGGUGUUCUCACCUCUGCAGAGGCACUGCAUGCUUUGGGCCAUCAGGGAGCAUCUGGAUUCUUCUGUAAUUCUUAAAUCCAGAGAUUUAAUUCUUAAGCCUUUUGCCAUCUCCCAUCACACACAGGCCGAAGGGGGAACAUGGCAUUUUCAGUGACCAGUGGUCAGUGGCGUUGCCAGCUGCAGGGCACCUGCACAGGAGAGCUGCCACUCUAGUGCCAUCCGUUUUCCCAGUGCUGGGGUGUUGCUUUGAGGGAGCCCAUGAGAGUGAGGGGUCCCAGAGGUGCCAGCAGGGCUACUGGACUGCUCUCGCUGGUGGGGGCCUUGGUGGCCCCAUCCCCACCCCUGCAAAGGCUCAAGUGCCUCUGCUGCUGUCCCUCCCUGUGCCAGCAGGAUCUGCCCUUGCUCCUCAGGCUUCUGCACAGACCCACAGCCACUUCAGGUAAAGGAGUUUAAGACUUGUCCUUCAAACCAACUUUUUUUUUUAUAAAAAAAAACAAACACUUGAAUUUCUUUUACCUUUACUACAUUUUUUAAAAGGAAAAAAGGAAAAAAAAAAGAUUCUUCUGUGAAUGUGCUAUUUCCCAUUCAUUCUUUCUUACUUCUUGGUUUUGAUUUGAAGCUAUGAAGCUCGGUGUCUGUGAAAAUGUUGUUAUUUCUCAGGAUAAUAAGCGGCAAUCAUCCCUGCCACAUGAAAGGCAGGAGAAAGGGGGAAACUUGGGGAACUAGUUAAAGUAUGAAACUAAUUUUUAGGUUUUAGAUGAUGUGUAAAUGGAGGGGAGUGCAUAGCUAUCAGUAUCAAGCUGUGGCGUUUCUCUGGGUUCACGGUGUGUUGUUUCAAUGCACAGAAGCUCAGGGAUAAGUAUUUAAAAUGUGACCCAGAGAAACCCUAGUUUUGAUGUUGCAACAGUUGCUUCUUUCCCAACUUGUCUGGAGGACCCACUGAGAGCUGACCAAAGCCCCAUAUGGGGAUUUUGGGGGAAAAACUUUGGGUUUGGCUGUGGGAAGUUUGCUUGCAGAAGGCUCAGACGUGGUCCUGUGGCAGAGCAUCCCGAAGGUGCAGGGGCUGUCUGAGGCUGUGCCCUUGCACCACCCAGCAGCUGGGGACCAGCUCUGUUUCUGCAUUACCUCAUCCCUCUGCCUUUGGUGUGAAAUGUUUGACUGCUCACAGAAAAGGGGAAGUUGGAAUUUCUCAUUAUGUCCCUGGCAGCUAGUUGCUUAUGCUCUGUACUCUGUUGCUUAUGAAUUCGUAAUUUUCAUCAGUACAACUUUCUCACUGUGGUGGUAGGCAGUCAGUUUGAGAAGGGCACUGGUGUGUGACUGGUUGGGUUACAGCUGCUAUGAGUGUCCAAACGGCCCCAUCCAGCCACAGACAGGGCCAGCACUGAAGGAGAGCUGAAGUUUGAAGGGCUGAAACCCAGCCAGGAUCUGCAAAUCUGAGUUUAAACCAGCCUGGAAAAAAGCUGGGGCCAAUCCAGGCAGUGUCUUUCCCUUGGAAAAAAAAAAAAAUUAAAAAUAGCUCCUGUGAGCUGCCCUCUGACAAGUCUGUGAAAGAAGCAACAUGGUUCAGUAGAAGGAAUGCCCCCAAGGGCAAAAAGAAACAGAAAUUGAGACCAGAUGACGAUCAACCUUAACAAAGCCUUUUGUGAUUCAUUGUUUUCUUUCAAUUUAUAAAAUGUCUUGUAAUAGUUGAUAACAUUAUUGACUCAGUUUCCAUAACUAAACUACCUCGUGUGACAUCCUGUUUAUCAUCUCAAAGGGAUUGUGUGAAAAACUAAACACUGCCAGUGUCUGUUGCCAUUGAGGAGCUGGGGCUGUGAUUGCUGGAGUUGUGUUUCCCUUCCAUGUCACUGCUGCCUGAGGCUGGGCUCUAUGUCCCUCCUCAGGGAGGAUGUGGCUCAUGGCAGUUCGGGUUUUGUCGGUGCCCAUCAAGCCCCAGGCCUGGUUCCAGCUCAGUCCUGGGUGCAGAGGCUUCAUUUGUAACCUGGGACCCCACAGGACCUCGCAGCUCCUCAUGUGUCUGUCCUGGGCAAGCAGCAGGUCAGGUUUGCUGCUUGUGGUCCAAGGGAUGUUUCCAAGAGGGUCAGUCCCGGUUGCUGGGUCCUUCUUGGCAGCGUUCCUGGUGAUGGUUUCUGCCGUUCAUUUUUCCCACAAUCCCUUGUGUAAAUCAGGGAAGCAGGAUGUUGCCUCGGCAUGACACACGGUGAGCAUUGGCACACUCAGAGCCAGGCUGGGGCAGGAGCGUGUCUGGCCCCGUGUCACCGUGGGGGAACGGGCACCGUGAGCUGCCCCUCACCGCGCUACGACCAAAUGAAUGUUUCUGCCGGCGGGUCCGUGUCAGCCCGACCUGCCCCUGCUCUGCUGCUCUGGGACUUGACUACCUGUGGAAAUGUGACCAAUAAGUGUUGAAUGCAUGUUUAGUGAGUGUUUAGCUGUAUGAACUAAUAAAUGUGAAAUGUUCUGCA